AAUUAUCUAUCACUGUCAUUUACUAUAUUUCUAGUGUUUGUUUGAGGUUAGAACUUGCAUUAUAUUUCGUAAUGGGGGACUCCUUCAAGCCCAAGAUCAAUCAGGAGGCUAAAGACCCUCUCCUUAAGAAGGCCGAGCUGGAGUACAUGAAGAUUAUCGAGCAGAAGAACCGCGAACGCGUUCAGAAACUUCAAGCCAUCGCUAAGAAAAAUAGGAUCACGGGAUUCGCUAUUGGUGCCGGAGUGUUCAGCAUUUACCUGUAUUCUAUAUUCGCGGUGAAGCAGGAGACCUUCCUCGACGAUUUUAACGAGCCAGCGAAGAUACAGCAAUAAUGGCCGCGGCUAAAGUGGCUCAAAUAAGGUUGCCUCCUCUUCCAAGCAUAAAAGAUGUUAUUCGUUUGUACAAACUUCGUGCUCUUAAGGAGUUAUCUCAAAAUUUUCUUAUGGAGCCGCGCAUGAUAGAUAAAAUAGUGCGCGCGGCAGG
Messenger RNA from Leguminivora glycinivorella, 483 nucleotides. RefSeq names its product cytochrome c oxidase assembly factor 3, mitochondrial (gene Ccdc56). The record is from RefSeq and is a predicted model, not a curated record. NCBI's taxonomy places the organism in Eukaryota, Metazoa, Arthropoda, Insecta, Lepidoptera, Tortricidae. Gene Ontology annotation, cellular component: mitochondrial inner membrane. The transcript has a single exon. The coding region runs from base 72 to 332 and encodes 86 amino acids. Gene Ontology annotation, biological process: mitochondrial respiratory chain complex IV assembly.